Saccostrea echinata is the source of this 2647-nucleotide messenger RNA. RefSeq lists its product as uncharacterized. The record is from RefSeq and is a predicted model, not a curated record. NCBI's taxonomy places the organism in Eukaryota, Metazoa, Mollusca, Bivalvia, Ostreida, Ostreidae. Bases 31 to 2637 code for a protein of 868 amino acids. The transcript has 11 exons.
AGUCGAGAAUUAUUGGCGGAAAACAGAGAAAUGAAACAUCAGUUGGAGAUGCAAAACAAGACCAUUACACGGUUGAACUUUUCUUACAAUGUCUUGCAGGAAGAAAUGAAGCAAAUGAAAAAUAGAGAACUGGAUGUCAGAAAUAAAACCAGAGAAAUGUCAACAUAUAAUGAUUUAUAUAGAGAACAACUAAAUGACGUCAACAACGCUCUGAGAGAACUUAAAGGUUCCCUGUACGAGGGUCGAUUUCAAAAGAUGGAAAAUACCUUUAAGAAUUAUUCUAAAUCUAUCAAUGAGACACUGGAUAAUUUACUUGAGGAUCAUAAAGUUCUAAAACUGCAGGUUUUGAACGUCUCCUCUUCUCUAUCCGAUGUUCAAUCAAAAGUGUUCCCAAAGGAUUGCUACAAUAUUCAUGAACAAAACAAGUGGCUGAAACGAAAAGAUGGUGUCUAUAAUGUAGUAAUCAAUUCUGACAUCACCUCCGUCUUUUGUGACAUGACUACAGAUGGAGGCGGAUGGACGGUCAUUCAGAAGCGAGAAGAUGAUGACGUUGAUUUUUAUAGGACAUGGAACGAGUACAAACAUGGAUUUGGGAAUGCCUCUAAAAAUUACUGGAUAGGGAAUGAUGCAAUCCAUGCUUUAACCAAAGAUCAGGACCAGGAACUGCGAGUAGAUCUCAAGAGAUUUAAUGGGGACACAGCGUAUGCUGAAUAUUCCACCUUUUAUAUCGGAAACGAGGCUGAUAAAUACCGACUCACAGUAACCGGGUACAACGGAACAGCAGGUGACAGUUUGGAUCCUCAUAAUGGUAUGAGAUUCAGCACGAAAGACCAGGAUAAUGAUAUAGUUAGAUAUAGCUGUGCUAAUUCACAUCACGGUGCCUGGUGGUACUUUGCCUGUACCCACUCAAACCUAAACGGGAAGUAUGCACAGUCUGAAGUGACUAGUUAUAAAUGUCCGUAUUGGUAUCGCUGGACAAAUGGAUAUAAAGCACUAAAAAGGACUGUUAUGAUGAUAAGACGCAAACGCACAAGUAUCCGCAACAGCUCCCAGGCCCGUGCUAAUGUCCUAUGCCACCACACAAAAUGCAGAAAAACACUUGUACAUACCACUGAACAGCAAGGGAUACUGGCUCAACCACCUCAUUUUCAAGAAAUGCAUAUUCUUCAGAGUCCAGUGUGUCUUAUACUUUUCCUGAACGUCGUACAAGUCUCUGCUGACAGUAACAAUCUAGAGAAAUCUAUUUUGGACGGAAGUACGACAUCCGGAGGAAAAGCAUCCAGUGUUUUACGGGACAUCCUUAACCAGGAGAGCCUAGUGAGGUUUUCUAUGGUUCAGAGAAUUCAAAACUUAGUCAUGGAUGUCAUAGACAGCAAAAACAAUUCUCAAAUGACGAAGCAGAAACUGAAAAUCUUGACAACGGAAUUAAAAGAUUUGGAGACAAGAGACAACGGAAUACAAACAGAGGUUACAAAACUUAAGCAAGUGUUACAAGCAUUAAAUGAGACAGUAAGAAAUAAUCAAGAUAAGACAAUGGACAAUGUUCAAGAUCUGAAAGAGAAGGAAUUAGUUUUGAUAAAAAAACAAACGUCAGUCCUCCAGAAAGAAAGUCGAGAAUUAUUGGCGGAAAACAGAGAAAUUAAACAGCAAUCGGAGAUGCAAAACAAGACCAUUACACGGUUGAACAUUUCUUACAGUGUCUUGCAGGAAGAAAUUAAACAAAUAAAAAAUAGAGAACUGGAUAUCAGAAAUAAAACCAGAGAAUUGUCAACAGAAAAUGAUUUAUAUAGAGAACAACUGAAUGAAGUCAAGAACAUUCUGAGAGAACUCAAAGGUUCCAUGUAUGAAGGGCGAUUUCAAAAGAUGGAAAAUACCCUUAAGAAUUAUUCUAAAUCUAUCAAUAAUACACUGGAUGGUUUACUUGAGGAUCAUAAAGUUCUAAAUAUGCAGGUUUUGAACGUCUCCUCUUCUCUGUCUGCAGUUAAAUUAAAAUUGCACUCGAAAUCAUGCAACGAUAUCUUGGAACAAAAUAAUACAUUGAAAGGAAAAGAUGGCGUCUAUGAUAUUUUGAUUAAUUCAAACAUCACUUCCGUCUUUUGUGACAUGACUACGGAUGGAGGCGGAUGGACUGCUAUACAGAAAAGAACAGACGGAACAACUGAUUUUUAUCGGACUUGGGAAGAAUAUAGACAUGGUUUCGGGGAUCCAAAGAAUAACUACUGGAUUGGGAAUGACGCAAUCCAUGCUUUAACCAAAGAUCAGGACCAGGAACUGCGAGUAGAUCUCCAGAGAUAUAAUGGGGACACAGCGUAUGCUGAAUAUUCCAAGUUUUAUAUCGGAAACGAGGCUGAUAAAUAUAAACUCAUAGUAUCCGGAUACACAGGAAGUGCAGGUGACAGUUUGGCUUAUCACAGUGCAAUUAAGUUCAGUACAAAGGAUCAGGACAACGACGGGGAUAGUCGUAACUGUGCUACAACAUAUCACGGAGCCUGGUGGUACGACUCCUGUCACCACUCAAACCUUAACGGACAGUACACCCAGUCUGCUGUGUCUGAUUAUAAAUACCCGGUAUGGGGUCAGUGGAAAGGAACUGAAGCUUUAAAACAGACUGUGAUGAUGAUAAGAUACAAAAACUAGAGUUAAUGUA